Molecule: messenger RNA, 711 nt
Organism: Papaver somniferum (opium poppy)
Lineage: Eukaryota; Viridiplantae; Streptophyta; Magnoliopsida; Ranunculales; Papaveraceae
Product: GRB10-interacting GYF protein 2-like
Exons: 8
Coding region: 1-711 (236 amino acids)
Source: RefSeq, a predicted model, not a curated record
AUGAGUUCUUCAAAGAGUCAGAAGACAACAUCAUCGCAAGCUAGCGAGGAUGGACAACAAACCAUUAAUGAAAGGUCUGUGGCUGCGAGGUUAAGGUGGGAGAAGAAAAGGCAGAGUGACAGGGAAAAACAGGAGCAGUUGGAGCGCGAAGCAAUGUUGAAGUUUGAACAACAACUACAGGCGGAGGAUAUUAGGCGGGAAAGAGAACAGUUCAUAGCAGAUAGGAUAAAGAUGCGGAGAGUGGAGGGUCAACGUCGGCGUCGUUUGAAAGAGGAGGAAAAAAAACAUGAAAGAAAACGUCAAGAAUUAUUAAAUAUUCGCAGUGCAGGGUCUGGGCAAGCAAUAAAACAACAUGAGGGUGAGCAUAUCAAUAGUCUAUUAGAUGCCUCGACAUUUGCUGUUUGUGGUGGAGAAGUUAAUUUGGGAGGAAAGUCUCAGCGUAGAGAACAGUUAAUGCGUCAACAAACUCAAAGCAAUGAUAUUGUACUAGACGAUAAAGAAUAUAGACAACGUGUACUUGACGAAAAGCAAAGACAAACUCAGGUGAACAGUGAAUCUGAAAAUGUAGUUCCAGUUUAUUUGGCUAGGAAAUAUAAGAAGUAUAAUGAUCGGAGAAAGGACGAGAGAGCAUCCAAAAAGGAACCAGUGCAGAAAGUUAAAAGCACUAAACAAGUAUCCGCGACACGAUUUGCAGCUCAGAAAGCGCGGUGA